Molecule: messenger RNA, 4274 nt
Organism: Tachysurus fulvidraco (yellow catfish)
Lineage: Eukaryota; Metazoa; Chordata; Actinopteri; Siluriformes; Bagridae
Gene: znf526
Product: zinc finger protein 526
Exons: 8
Coding region: 445-3600 (1051 amino acids)
Biological process (GO): positive regulation of reciprocal meiotic recombination
Cellular component (GO): nucleus
Molecular function (GO): histone H3K36 methyltransferase activity; histone H3K4 methyltransferase activity; recombination hotspot binding
Source: RefSeq, a predicted model, not a curated record
UGAAAGGCCACACGUGACGCGAAGGGUGGUCCAGCAUGCACACACUGCGAAGACAACGGCUAAGGGGGGAAAAGAUACAAGCCUCAAUCCCGGCGUUUAUAUAAAGCACCUAAAUUGUUGACACGGGUCGUAAAUUGUUCAUUUUGAUUUCUAAAUUCGCUUCGAAGAGGCUCUAACGGUCCUGCGAGUCCUGGAGAGGCUACAACAUGAGGGAUUGUGCAGGCGGUAACACGAGAGAGGAGCUUGCCCAGUCGACAUGCUGCUGUGGAGCUUUAUCGGAUACCAAACCGCUCUAAAAGUCUUUCUAUGACUUCCUGAAUUCCUGUGUGAAACUAACCACACACUUGCAGGAUACAGUUCCUUGUUAUAGUAACCAGAGCACGCACGCCGGUCACAAACAGAGGUAUAGAUAAAGAGACAUUAAUACAAUAGCUAACGCUGACCAUGAGUGAGCAGCAGGAAGAGUAUGUGGAGCAUCAGUACAUGUGCAGUGAGUGUCAGCAGCUCUUCAAUACUCUGGAGGAGGUGCUGAUACACCAACAGGUGCACACUGGUUCAGAAUUAGAAGACCUGGUGGCCAUUUCUAGCAAUGAGGACACCAGGGACAGUCAGUACCAGUGUCUUGAAUGCGGCGCUCUUCUCAGAAACUCGGACGAACUGCUGCUCCAUCAAGAGCUGCACAUGAGGGAGGCAGGCCUGGGUGCUGAACAUGAGCUUUGUGAGGUGGCAGAAACCGAUGCUGCAGUUGCAGCGGUUCCGAUCCAUUACCAGUGCCUGGAGUGUCUGGCCCUCUUCGACACGGCUGAAUUGUGGAUGGCACACAGGCAGACGCACAAGAUCAGCACACACAGCGACAUGUCUGACACUGAUUAUGUUCUACAGCCAGAUGGUUCAGUCACCCCUGUGGCCAAAGUGCAAAAUCUGGUGCUAGAUGAACAGCGAGCCGGAGAGAUCCUAACAUUAGCUCAGGCUCUUAGAGAGCAGCAGUCUCAGCCCAAGCCUACGUCUCUACCCCGUGCUACUCUUCUUCAAAGCACCCAGUCCCUUCCUGGUUCCACUUCUGCCAUGUUCCGUCUCCAGUUCUGCUCUGCCCAAGCCAUUGCAGAUGGCUCCGCCUCAACAACCAUUCGCAAAGCCAAGCUCCUUCCUCCGCUUCUCCCCUCCGAGCCAAUCAGGCUUGAGAACGGCAUUACGACGCUCAAUCUUCUCCCUGCUGUUGAGCAUUCAGACUUCGGGAAGCACACCGACGAAGAGGUGUUGAUCAUUCAUCCGUACGAAUGCUCAGAAUGCAACCUGCUUUUCAGCACUCCAGAAGAUUUUCUCCACCACCAGGGAGAGCACUUUCUAGCUCAGGACAAAGAGAGUGGGGGUGCUGGGGUCAUGUUAGGCCACGACGACGGUGCUAGAGCGAGGGAAGAUGAAGGACGGAAAGACAUGAGAGAGGCGGGGAGUAAGGCAGAGCAGGGGAAAGGCCAGGGCGGAAGACGUACCUACACGGCCCGAUUGGCAAGUCUCGGAGUGAAUUCAUCCAUUUCAUCGGCCAACCUGCAAUGUGAAGAGUGCCAGAGAACUUUCACCACAGCCAAUCGGCUGGCAGCACAUCUCCGAGUGCAUGAGCAGGGAACACACGAAUGCCCUGAAUGUGACAAAGUGUUCAAAAAGGUGGGAUCACUGCAUACACACAUGCGCACACACUCCGGGGAGGCCCGCUUUCUGUGUGUGGACUGCGGACAUAGCUUCACUACAGAAAUGACCCUCAUCAUACACAGGAAGUCCCAUACAUCGGAGCCUCUCCACAGGUGCCCUUUCUGUGCCAAAACCUUCACCAAUAUGACCAAGUUUCUUUACCAUCGCCGCACUCAUACUAACCGUGAACCAGUCAGCUCUGCCUCCACAGUUACUCUGACUCAGCAGAUGCCUCUGUCUAUUAUGCAAAGGGCAAGAGAACGAGAGGCUGUUUGGAGAAAACAGAAACAGGCAGUACUUAUGGCUCCUGUAAAUGCUGAAAUGGACACGGGUGAGAGCAUACUGGAAGCCGCAGCUUCUCUCUCUCAGGCUGCUGUAACAGCAGAAAAUGGAAUAGAUUUUAAGGAUCCUAGUACAGAAGACGCACAAAAGCACCAGGCAAACCCAGACAACAAUCUCAACCUGGACGUUAUGGAGGAUUCUGAUAAAUGGCAGGCUCCCAUUACAGAGGACGAUAUAAAGUUCCCUUGCUCUACCUGCAAAAAAACCUUCACUUCCCAAAUCCGUUUGUUAAGUCACCGCCGAACAGCGCAUUCCAGCGAGCGCCGCUUCAAGUGCAACGUAUGUGGAAAGCCUUUCAAGAAGCAGAUCCAUCUGCGGAACCACCUGCGCACACACACGGGUGAGCGGCCAUUCCAGUGCAGUGUGUGCGGCAAGACCUUCUCUUUACUGGCCAACCUUACUCGACACGGCCUGACUCAUACGGGCGUGCGGCCAUAUCGUUGUGACGUAUGCCACAGGGCUUUUACACAGUCCUCUAACCUGCACCAGCACCGCCUGCUCCAUAGUAACCCCACUCCCUCAGCUUGCCCGGACUGCUCAGCCACAUUCAUCCGGCCGGCAAAGCUUGUAGCACAUAGAUUCCUUCACCAUCCAGGAGCACCAGCGCCAUACCCCUGCCCGCAUUGCUCAGAAGGGUUCUUACGAAAGAAGCAAAGGGAUUUGCAUUGCCUAGCAGAACACCCCAACUUGACGGACACUUUUACAGACGUCACUAAUGAAACCUGUCCUAAAGGUCAGAAAGUAUCUACUGAGGUUGUAGAUCAGGGUGCUUCUCUAGUCACAAAGCCAAAUUUGGACUGCACCAUUUGUGGGAAGCGCCUAAACUCAGCUGCUAACCUGCGCCUCCAUCAAUUGAGCCAUGGACUGGGACCGGGCCGCCCACGUGGCUCCAGCUCAGUCUCUGGAAAAUUACACCCAUGCCCAGUGUGUGGGAAGUUGUUUGUUUCAGCAUCAAGCGUCACGUUGCACCAGCGUGUUCACACCGGCGAGAGGCCGUAUCCUUGUGCUGUCUGUGGCAAGCGUUUCAGGCAGAACACCCACCUGCGUGAGCAUCUGCGCACGCAUUCUGGUGAGCGUCCGUUUCGCUGCGAGUUCUGCAACAAAGGUUUUGUGCAGAGCAUGCAUCUGGUUGAGCACAGAAGGACGCACACCGGGGAAAGGCCACAUGCUUGUGCAGAAUGCGGAAAGACCUUCAAGACCAUCUCCAACCUGAGGAACCACCGAAAGACCCACAACAAAUCACAAGAAGAAAUUGAGCAAGGCAAAGAUGCCAAACAGAUGGAGACCACCAUGGAGAGCAGCCUUGCAACACUUGCUGUGGUGAAUGCCUCAGAUGUGAGCCUUUGUCAACAGGGUGUCCCACUGGGGCAACCUCAAGUCAUACAGAUCCAGACUUCUGGUCUGGAACAGGCUCAAGGCACUCCCACCAUUAUGUGUAACGAAUUUGGAGAAGCAAUAGCAAUCAUCGAGACAAGUGGCGAUCUGGCAGAGGCUAUAGAACUUUACCACACUGCGCUGGAAGGUGGGAUCAACAUGGACACCAUCACUCUGGACAACCUACAGCUUGUGUGAACAAGCACGAACAGUCCAUUAUAGUCUGAGACCGUACUGUGGGAUGCUUAAGAGUGAGGGCCGAAUAGGAAUUAAGAAUCGAUUUGAUCGACAGGGUAAUCGUGGGGAAACUGCCUCACACUGCUAAUUAGUAUCGAUCCUGAUGGAUAAAAAGACGCCUGGAGUUUUUAAGUAACAGCGUUUCAGGUUAGCUUCGGGUUUGAAUUUCGGAUGAAUUUCAGGUUGGGAUUAAAAUUCAUCUUCAAUUUCUGAGAGACUGAAGCUACCAGAACUGAAGUUGAAUGUUACUGUGAAACGCAGUAUUAUGCUAGUGACCCAUGUCGCUCCCAAAAAAAAAAUGUAUGCAGGAUAUGUGCAGACUACAUUUUGUUCAGGAUAAUAUAGUUUUGGGGCACGUUCCUUGAAAGGAACUUUUAUUUUACAAGCAUGGAUGUGAACAGGAAGCCAAGACCACAAGUGAAAAUGUCUUAACAGAUGCAAGCACUUAUCUCAGUCACUGUGAUGAGGUAAUGCAUAAUGGAGAAAGGUGAGGAGUGCUUGUGCUGCUUAGCCUGAUUUUACAAGUUCCGUUCUCCUGUUCUGUAAGUGUCAUAAGUAUGUUCUUAUAAAUGUUUUUUUUACUCCACAAUCUGGAAUGUCAAAUUUAUGUAAAUAAAAAUUUACUGUUUGUCUCA